Molecule: messenger RNA, 1048 nt
Organism: Bufo bufo (common toad)
Lineage: Eukaryota; Metazoa; Chordata; Amphibia; Anura; Bufonidae
Gene: GRPEL2
Product: GrpE like 2, mitochondrial
Exons: 4
Coding region: 41-676 (211 amino acids)
Biological process (GO): protein folding; protein import into mitochondrial matrix
Cellular component (GO): PAM complex, Tim23 associated import motor
Molecular function (GO): adenyl-nucleotide exchange factor activity; protein homodimerization activity; protein-folding chaperone binding
Source: RefSeq, a predicted model, not a curated record
CGCUGUACACUAACAGAAGAAAGACGAGAGAAGUGUGGACAUGGCAGGGCUGAGGAUGAGAGCUGCGGCUGACCAGCUUCGGGUAUUGCUAUCCCACGGGGCCCGGCACAGCAGGUGUUCGGUGUGUGCUUAUAGUGCCGCCCCUCAACAGAAAAAUACCGGGGACCAGACCACCGCAGACAACGGUGCUGACUCACUCGAGAGGAAGGCGCUAAAGCUCGAGGAGGAGGUUCGAGACUUAACAGAGAGUUACAGAAGAGCAGUAGCGGAUUCGAAGACCGUUAGGAAAAGGACACAGAAGUUUGUGGAGGAUGCAAAGCUCUUUGGUAUCCAGAGCUUCUGUCGGGACUUGGUGGAUGUGGCAGAUAUUUUGGAGCAGUCGGUGAACGAAACGCAGCAGAAUGGGAUGAAGGAUGCGUCAGAAAUCUUAUCUUUAGUUGAAAAGAAACUGCAAAGCAUAUUUUCCAAACACGGACUACAUAAAAUGACCCCAGUGGGAGGACCGUAUGAUCCUUAUGACCAUGAAAUAGUCUCUCAUGUACCAGCAGAGGGCAGAGAGCCUGGCAGUGUGGCCACCAUACAGCAAGAUGGGUACAAACUACAUGGGCGAACCAUACGUCAUGCUCAUGUUGGAGUUGCAGUGGAAACACAAGACAGUGACCAAAAUGUGGACUGAUUCAAAUACUCCUUCUACGUCCCUCGGAAAGUUCCUCCUUAUUUAUUAUAAUUAGAGUUUAGUUUACUUGUUUGGUUUCUUUUUUUUACUUUACCUGGAGCCAUUACCCCGCUGCUGGAGUGCCUUAUCGUAACCUCCCAUUGGUGUAGUUCUCACACUGCUUUCUAGUCAUCUCUGGGAUCAAGGGACUGUCUCCCAUCUUGAUUUGAUUUCAUUUUAUGUUCACUAAAUAUUUAUGGCUAAUAGAGUAUUUAUCCCGAGUUAUAUAGAAAAGCAAAAAGACAAAAAUGACUGGUUAGCUGGUAUCUGUUUUACAUUCUUGCAUUCCUAUGGUAUUCAUUUAUUCUGAAGCAAUUUCUCUAGUAGUUGUUU